Messenger RNA from Trematomus bernacchii (emerald rockcod), 1100 nucleotides. Its product is annotated as noelin-like. The annotation marks the transcript as partial. The record is from RefSeq and is a predicted model, not a curated record. Gene Ontology annotation, biological process: signal transduction. NCBI's taxonomy places the organism in Eukaryota, Metazoa, Chordata, Actinopteri, Perciformes, Nototheniidae. The transcript has 5 exons.
AGCGGAUAGCCUUGAGAUAGCCUGCUUAGCAGAUAGACUGGUUACAGAUAGCCUGGGUACAGAUAGACUGGUUACAGAUAGCCUGGGUACAGAUAGCCUGGUUAAAGACAGCCUGGGUACAGAUAGCCUGGGUACAGAUAGCCUGGUUAAAGAUAGCCUGGGUACAGAUAGCCUGGUUACAGAUAGCCUGGGUACAGACGGACUGGUUACAGAUAGCCUGGGUACAGAUAGCCUGGGUACAGAUAGCCUGGUUAAAGAUAGCCUGGGUACAGAUAGCCUGGUUAAAGACAGCCUGGGUACAGACAGCCUGGGUACAGAUAGCCUGGUUAAAGAUAGCCUGGGUACAGAUAGCCUGGUUACAGAUAGCCUGGGUACAGAUAGCCUGGUGGAGGUGACGGAGGAUGGAGUCGGAGGAGAGCCUGCUGAAUGUGUUCGUGCUGCUGCUGUUCGGAUCUCUGCUCACCGUGGUGGGACCCUCAGCCCUGGAGGAGGGCUGGCAGGUGUACAGCUCAGCUCAGGACCCUGAAGGCCGAUGUGUGUGUACUGUGGUCGCUCCCCAGAACACCGUCUGCUCCCGGGACGCCCGGACCAAGCAGCUGCGCCUCCUGCUGGACAAGGUUCAGAAUAUGAGUCAGUCCAUUGAGGUUCUGGAUCGGCGGACUCAGAGAGAUCUGCAGUUUGUGGAGAAAAUGGAGGUUCAGCUGAAGGGUCUGGAAACCAAAUUCCAACAGGUGGAGGACGGACACGAGAGCAACUGGGCCAAACAGUACCAGUCCAUCAAAGCUAAGAUGGAGGAGUUACGUCCCCUCAUCCCGGUCCUGGAGGCCUACAAGGCGGACGCUCUGCUGGUGCGACAGUUUAAGGAGGAGGCGGCGAACGUGACGGAGCUGCUGGGAUCGCUGCAGGAGCAGCUGGGAGGUGUUGACUACCAGGAAGUCCACAGCCGAGUCCUGGACCUGGAGGAGCGGCUGAGGGCCUGCAUGCAGAGGCUGGCCUGCGGGAAGCUGACAGGAAUUUCUGAGCCAGUCACAAUCAAGACGUCUGGAUCCAGGUUCGGAUCGUGGAUGACUGACCCGCUGGCCGCAGCUGGAGACAACAGA